This is a messenger RNA of Eurypyga helias (sunbittern), 1300 nucleotides long. RefSeq names its product protein phosphatase, Mg2+/Mn2+ dependent, 1H (gene PPM1H). The record is from RefSeq and is a predicted model, not a curated record. Gene Ontology annotation, biological process: protein dephosphorylation. The transcript has 9 exons. The annotation marks the transcript as partial. NCBI's taxonomy places the organism in Eukaryota, Metazoa, Chordata, Aves, Eurypygiformes, Eurypygidae. Gene Ontology annotation, molecular function: protein serine/threonine phosphatase activity.
GGUAAUAAAUGCAGGGAAGAGCACACAUAAUGAAGAUCAAGCCAGCUGUGAAGUCCUCUUUGUCAAGAAGAAAGCUGGAGGCACUAAUUCUACACCAAACAAGAACUCAGCAAAACGGAGGUCGUCGCUGCCCAAUGGAGAAGGUCUCCAGCUGAAAGACAAUUCAGACACAGAUGGGAUCAACCUGUACUACUGGUCCCUGUUUGAUGGACAUGCUGGGUCAGGGGCAGCUGUGGUUGCUUCCAAACUGCUGCAGCACCAUAUCCUGGAGCAGCUGCAGGAGAUCGUGGACAUCCUGAGGAACACGGCGGUCCUCCCUCCCACCUGCCUGGGAGAGGAGCCUGACAACCCAGCCACUAACAGCAGGACGCUGACACGGGCGGCCUCCCUGCGUGGUGGUGUGGGGGCCCCAGGCUCGCCCAGCACCCCUCCAACACGCUUCUUCACCGAGAAGAAGAUCCCACAUGAGUGCCUGGUUAUUGGGGCCAUAGAAAGUGCUUUCAAGGAAAUGGAUUUGCAAAUAGAACGAGAGAGGACCAUGUAUAAUAUUUCUGGCGGUUGCACAGCCCUUGUGGUGGUGUAUUUAUUGGGGAAGCUUUAUGUAGCAAACGCUGGUGAUAGCAGGGCUAUAAUAAUCCGAAACGGCGAAGUCAUUCCAAUGUCUUCAGAAUUCACUCCAGAGACCGAACGCCAGCGACUUCAGUAUCUGGCUUACAUGCAGCCCCACUUGCUGGGAAAUGAGUUCACACAUUUAGAGUUUCCACGGAGGGUCCAGCGCAAGGAAGUUGGGAAGAGGAUGCUCUACCGCGACUUCAACAUGACUGGCUGGGCAUACAAAACCAUUGAGGAAGAUGACUUGAAGUUUCCCCUCAUAUAUGGAGAAGGCAAGAAGGCUCGGGUUAUGGCAACAAUUGGAGUCACGCGAGGACUGGGAGACCAUGACCUGAAGGUGCAUGACUCCAAUAUAUACAUCAAACCUUUCCUGUCCUCAUCUCCAGAGGUGAGAGUCUAUGACCUCCUGCAGUACGAGCACGGGCCAGAUGAUGUUCUGAUCUUAGCUACUGAUGGACUCUGGGAUGUGCUGUUAAACGAAGAAGUGGCAGAAGCUGUCACUAACUUUCUACCAAACUGUGACCCUGAUGAUCCCCACAGGUACACGCUGGCGGCACAGGACCUGGUGAUGCGAGCCCGGGGAGUGCUGAAGGACCGGGGCUGGCGAAUAUCCAACGACAGGCUGGGCUCAGGAGACGACAUCUCUGUCUAUGUCAUCCCUUUAAUACACGGGAACAAACAGUCGUGA